UCGUGCCCUUAACCUUGCAUGUGGAACGGAGGGUUUGCAUUUGGACGGCUUGGUUAUUCCCACCGGUGCAAUGUCUCUUGUUACCGAUGCGUUUGUCUCACAGAUUGCAGCUGUCGAACCUUGGCCUGGAAAUGCUGCACUCUAUCAGCCGAUGAAAAGUGAACAGGUUUUGCUGUCUGAUAAUGCGUCAUGUCUUGCUGUUCAGGCCUUUCUAAAAAUGUGCAAUCUGCCAGUCCAGGUGGUUUGUAGGGCAAAUGCAGAAUAUAUGUCUCCAUCUGGAAAAGUUCCUUUUAUCCAUGUUGGGAAUCAAGUCAUAUCAGAGCUUGGGCCAAUAGUUCAGUUUGUCAAAGCCAAGGGUCAUUCCCUUAGUGAUGGGUUGGAUGAAGUCCAGAGAGCCGAGAUGAAAGCAUACAUGGAAUUGGUCAAUAAUAUGCUCCUGACAGCAGAGUUAUAUAUUCAGUGGUGUGAUGAAGCUACACUAGAGGAGAUUACUCAGCCUCGGUACAGCUAUCCCUACUCUUGGCCACUCAACUACUUUCUGGUCUUCCAAAGAAAAUGGGAGAUAAAACGAAAGAUGAAGGCCAUUGGUUGGGCUACAAAGACCCUGGAACAGGUAUUUGAAGAUGUUGAUCAGUGCUGCCAGGCCCUCUCUCAAAGAUUAGGCACACAGUCCUAUUUCUUCAACAAACAACCCACUGAGCUGGAUGCUCUGGUAUUUGGACAUCUGUUCACAAUACUUACUACGCAGCUGACGAAUGAUGAGCUUCAAGAAAAAGUGAAGAACUAUAGCAAUCUGAUUGCCUUUUGCAGAAGGAUUGAACAACACUAUUUUGAAGAUCAUGAUGGCUCCAUAAGUUCCUCUAUAAAACUAUCAAAGGGGCCCACACUUCCAUAGCAGCUCCUCAUUGUAACCUUUUGCUGGAAGCCUGGAACCUCAGAAUAACAAUCAAAUUAAUAGUUUGGUAAAAUUCCCUGUAUGUAAAUUAAAAAAAUCCCAUCCCUGUCCUCAUACGAUGUUCUCAGUUUCACACAAAAGACCCACAUCUGCAUUGUAAUAAAAGUAAGACAACUGUAUGGAGACUACAUUUCCUUGUCUUUGAUGUUGUCCAGGGCCCCUGACUAAGCCUUGUACAGAUGUAAUAAACAGAGACUUCAGAGCUUCACAUUGAAAGAACAAAGCAGAGGUCAUUUGCAUUGCACAUUGAGGAUUAUCAUGCUAGUUACAUGAAGCAGCAAGUCAGAGUCCAACUACUGUUCUUUUGCUUUUAACAAGCGCACACUCUGAAAAUCUGUGUGUUAACAAGGUGAUUAGUCCCUGUAACCCAUUAGCAUUCCAAAGAUGUUACUCCUUAAAGUCAAAUGUCCCUGCACAGUUAAGGCCAUAGGGUAAAAAAGCUUUUCUUUUAUUCAGACUGUUUUCAGAUCCAUGUUAAGCCAAAGGUGCAUGUAAAAUUGUUCUGCUGGCAUAUUUCAUCUGGUAGAGAAACUAGAAGAUGUAUGAGCAUUUCUCUACCAGUUGACAUAUGCUGGUGGCAGAAUGUUGUGUGAUUUCCUGUGGGUGGCAAAACACCCAAAAUUGCCUUGCCAUAAACUUCCAUAGGAAUCCCUUUUACCCUCCGUGUCAGUGCACCCAUGGGCAGGUGAUCACUUGAAAUCUCUCAGGUGGCCAGACAAUUGAAUUCAACUCUUAUCAUAUUGCUAAGGCUAGGCAUAUGUCGUGCAUACAAUAAACAGAGUGGAAGACAAUGGCAAAAAAAAAAAAAAA
Xenopus laevis (African clawed frog) is the source of this 1765-nucleotide messenger RNA. It is a transcript of the gene mtx2.L, whose product is annotated as metaxin 2 L homeolog. Gene Ontology annotation, biological process: mitochondrion organization. The record is from RefSeq and is marked provisional. NCBI's taxonomy places the organism in Eukaryota, Metazoa, Chordata, Amphibia, Anura, Pipidae. Gene Ontology annotation, cellular component: SAM complex; cytoplasm; mitochondrial outer membrane.